Molecule: messenger RNA, 1514 nt
Organism: Agrilus planipennis (emerald ash borer)
Lineage: Eukaryota; Metazoa; Arthropoda; Insecta; Coleoptera; Buprestidae
Product: MORN repeat-containing protein 3-like
Exons: 3
Coding region: 160-963 (267 amino acids)
Source: RefSeq, a predicted model, not a curated record
AGCGCCAAAUAAUAAUGAUUAAGUAUUUUUUAUUUUUUGAUAAUAAAUGUGAAUACUGUAAUGGAUGUAAAAAAAAUUUAACUCUUCUAAAGUGAAAGUUUUACACAAUAAUGUAUCGAUUUUAACUAAUCGAUGUAAUACAAAGGUAUCAACUUCAGAAUGCCUUUUAAAAAAACAGAAUUACUUAAAUCUCGGUCAAAGGAACUCGAAAAAUUGUCCGAAAAGAAUGGUUUACGCCAUUCUAUAUAUAGUAUUGGUAAAGAUAAAUAUAAGGGUGAAUGGAAAAACAACCUGAAAGAUGGUAAAGGAGUUUACCUAAGUAGGACCAAACAACUGUAUGAAGGAGACUGGGCAGAAAAUUAUCGUCAUGGAUUCGGUAUUUUGGCUGUACCAUUAGAAAAAAUAUUUAUACUUAAAUAUCGUGGAGACUGGAGAAGAGGAUUGUACGGUGGGUUUGGCGAAGAACACUACCCUGAUGGCUCGUAUUAUAUUGGUUAUUUUAAAAAUAGCAAAAAGCAUGGUGAAGGUGAGAUGUGGUAUGCCGAUGCUUCUUACUAUUAUGGUGACUGGAGAAGAGGAGGACGACACGGGUUUGGUAUGUUUAUAGAACCGCCUAUUGAGCCUAGAGGUAAAAGUUACGGUAACAGAUAUGAAGGACAGUGGGCUAAUGACUUAAAACAUGGUAAAGGUAGAUAUUUUCACCUAGACAGUGGCCAAAUGCAAGAAGGAGUUUGGAGAGAAGACAUAUGCAUUUUCAGUGUAAUGAUUGACAUCUACUUUAGACAGAGCGCAGUCAUUCCUUCACCUUACCCUAUUCCUCCGCACCAACUUCAAGAUAUUGAUGGUGUCUGUAAUAAAAGAGAAGCAGAAGCGUUGGAAAAUGCUGACGAACCUUGUUCUAUAUCAUCAUUUACACAUUCUUCUAAAUCGACGGUAAUGAGAAAAGAAACAGCGGCAUCAUAACGCACUGUAAACUAGUUAGAUAAAUAUACAAUUUGAGAAUUAGUAUAAAUUAAAAUAAAUAUCACUCUAAAGAAAUUUUAUUGUGUAUUUUCUCCGUCAUAAAAAAAAUAUUGCCAUAAUUGCAGACUCACAAAUAAUUACCUACAGUUACAUAAUUUACAAUAAGGUUUAUGAUCACAGAUUCAUUUAUAACGUCUACUUUUUUUAUUUAUUAGUAUAAAUUUUUCAAGAUACUCCCAUAAAUAACCAAUUGUAUAUUAUAAUCUUACCUAUAUAAACAUUGUCCUUUAACUGUUAGAUUGGAUAUGUUAAUAUCUAUUAUAAUAACGAUAAAUAAAAUAAUAUAGCACGUAAGAUAAAGGUAGAAGAUACCUAAAAACGAAUUUUAUUACAAAGGUAGUUUGGAUCACCCGUUUUUUUAACCACAUUUUUUGAGUUCUGUAUAAAAAUUUACUAUUUUUGAAGUCUUAUUAAGAAGAUUCUUCAAACACUUCAAAAUUUUUUGUUAUCUAAAAACAAUUAUUCUCUCAAUUUAAACAUGCUUGUCGUAA